This is a messenger RNA of Cyanidioschyzon merolae strain 10D, 3561 nucleotides long. RefSeq lists its product as hypothetical. The transcript has a single exon. The coding region runs from base 1 to 3561 and encodes 1186 amino acids. The record is from RefSeq and is a predicted model, not a curated record. Lineage: Eukaryota; Rhodophyta; Bangiophyceae; Cyanidiales; Cyanidiaceae.
AUGCCGGCUUCCUCGUCGACGGUGGUAACGUAUCCUGAUGGAGCCUUUGCGUUGGUAAACCGUCGCGGUCGGCCGGUUUGGCUCACCUCCCAUCGCCUGAGGGUGCCGAACCUCGGCCUGGUGGUGUUCGAGGCUGCCGGCGACCACGACAUUGUUUGUCUGCUCUGUCACCGCUCAACUGGUGUCGAUGCGGACUCGCGGGUCGAGACACAGGCACAAGGCUCGCGAGCCUGCUUCGAGAUAUCCUUUCAAAGCCAUCGACGGACGCGAACGCUUCUUCGGGAGCAUGGCGUUGUCCGCCAAGAGUACAUAUAUGAGCGUCCUGCACUGGGACGCAAUGCGAGCCAGGAGUCACAUGCUGGACCCCGUGGAGCUGCUUUGCCUUUUCCCGGGCAUUCUGUAGCGACUGGUGGCCCGUUCACCAAUGCAGGAAGAGAUAUCGCCCCGCUCUCACAAGAGUUCCUCAAUGGACAAAGUCGGCAACGCUACUGGGUCGCGCUCUCGCCGGAAUAUGUUGCCGCUGGUCUCGGUUGGCCGGGCGAGUCGUCUCACCUCCAUUACCGGCGAAUGCGGCGUGAGCAAACGACAACAGUUGCUACGGGAAGCGUGCUGGACGCUUUCACCGAAUCAUGCCCCAUUCAAUGGAUUGGCUUCUCUUGCUGGGACACCGCGGUCAUCUUCUAUCGAGUCGAUGUCCUGCAUCUGCCGCAGGUUCGGCUGCUACCGUGGAUAGCUGCUGCUGCUGCUGCUGCUGCUGCUGCUGAACAAGAGGAAGAAGAAGGCUCUACAACAGCGCUCGGAGACGGCGUUCAUGGCAGUGCGCAGGCUCGGGUGCGCUGCGAGCACGCGACGAGCCCGCUGCCUUCACGUGCACAAGACGCGAGCCUUCGUCGGCAGGCUGGACCCCUGCGCUCAACAACACGCCCGCCAAUACCUGAUCAGGGAGAUGCAGAGAACGGCACGGGCCAGAAAGCAUCCCAGCAUCGAUCGAGCAGCGACCUGGUGCUCUUCUGGUGUGCCAAGGAUGCCGUGUACGUGCCUGCGUGGACGACGGGUGCUGUGCCCGCUCCAGCAAAUCGAUCACCGAGAAAAUUGUCAGUGGAGCUCGAAGCACUCGCACUGAGAAACACAGAUGAAAGCAUUAAGAAUCGUAAGAACAGUAACAGCAGCACUAGCAGUCACCACGGAACGAAGCAGCACAUCAACACCAACACCAGUGACGUGCCUGGCGAGUGGGUACCCGUAUGGGCGCCACGGCAGCAGCUCAUCGCCGUGUCGCCGGUAUUUCGGGCACUUCUCGAGACCUCGGGCAUGCGAGAGAGCCGAUCACUCACCAGCACAUGCCCCGGUGCUGGGGCACCACCCGAAUCGGAAACGGUGGUAAAGCAGCCGGACCCUCUGUGUGGCAUCAUGCUACCUAGCGUGUCGGCAGGGUGUCUGCGCACCGCGCUGCAGUUCCUCGAACGAUACCCCGGAGAAGCGAAAACCCCGUAUCGAGAGCACUGGACUCCGGAACAGGCCCUAGCGCUGCUCUGUUUCGCUGAUACUUUUCAAUGGGAUCACCUUGAAUGCGAAGCAGCCCGAGCACUGGUGCACCAUAUGCGCACAUUGAGUGAGCAUCACUUGCCGUGGACUGCAGCUGUCGCGGAGACAGCUCUGCGACUGAGUCGUUCGGAUAUGCUCCUCACCGCCUGGGAAGCGAUGGCGCGUUCACUGGAUCACUGCUGGGACCUGAUGCAAACCGACAUGACGGGCAGCAGUAGCAGCAGCAGCGGCAGCAGCAGCGAGAGCAGUUGCGAUACCAGUCACUGUUGUGCGAGUACGGCAGACGCGCGCCCGUCGGUACCAAGUGCCGAACAAAACGUGUCACCACAGUGGCAUUCUCCUGCGUCGCCCGACGAACAGGAAGCGAGCGUGCCAGUACCUCCCUGGGUACCCGCGGAGGUGCAGACCGGCAUCCUCGAAGGCCAGAGUAGAGGUGCAGCGUGCGCUUCGGCCUCGAGCACCUCGACACCGCCAGAGGAUCCCAACGCCCUUGUCGAGGCGACACUGCAGCGUCUGGACUUGUACUGCCUCCUUGGUAUGCUUUCGUUCUGGAAUCGACCUGAGGCAUCGCUCGUGCUACUGCAGCAGUGGCUCGACACGCGCGCCCAGGCACCAACGUGCACGAAAGUCGACACACCCGAGCAGCUGGUACUCAUGGGAUCACCGGGGACAGCAGCAUCUGCGGUAGGGCCUGCUGCCGACGCCGCUGCAAAGCGAGCGAAUAUGCUUUUGGAAUGGGCUUGUGCAUUCGCAGCAGCUGCCGAUGUUUCGAGUCUGGAGCACCAUAUCGAACGACACGAAAUCGACGAGCAUUGCUUGCCGAGCCUCGAACUCAUUGACGAGGAUCAUCUGUUCUAUAGGCCGAGAGUUUGUGUGCCGCCGCAGCUGGACACAUUCGUGGACGAACACGUGUCGCUAGCCGUGGCUUGUUCAGUACUCCAACCGUCGCCAUGGAGUCGCGAUCCAGUGAAUAUGCCACCAGACGGACGAAACUGGCAGCACGUCUUUGUGCGAUAUCUACCGGGAACAGAAGCCAAUGGUAUCCUGUCGUUUCUCGGGACGCUUCCCCAGGGACGCGUGUGGAGAAAUCCGCAUCGAACUGGUAUGGUGCGCAUCACCGCUUCCUCGUUACUGAACCUGAACUGCGAACUACUCUGCGAUCAUCUGGGGCGUGCUGCCCAUAGCUUUGUCGCUCCGAGGCGGACCAAGGAGCCAGCCAGACGUUCGUUGCCUGUAUACGACGACAACGACGACGACGUGGAUCGUGCGACGCUUUCUUCUGGGCGUGCUGCGCGACAGCACAGCGGUUCGAUAACACAGACGGGACCAGUGACCGCUCUGCAAGAGUCGAACGACAAUGACAAUGACAAUGACACUGCAUGGGUCUCUAUUGACUUGGGUGCUUUGCGUCGCGUUCGCUUGACGCAUUACGCUUUACGUCAUGAUGAGCGCGAUGGUGAAUACCUGCGUGAAUGGAUUCUUGAAGGCAGACCCGACGACAACGAUCAUGUCGAUUUCGAGAAUCAGAAGCUUGACAAGGCGCACACUCAAGCCGGUGGACCUACGCAGGUCGCCUGCGCUUGCUCAGCACCGUCGACAUCGUCGCAGCGGAUACGGCAAACGAACGCCACCCAUGGGUUGCCCUGGGUAGUGCUCCAGCACCAGCACCACGAUGAACGGCUGACAAGUCCACAUGCGUUCGCUGUCUGGUCGCUGGGCGCAGUGCCGAACAAGCCAAGCAGAGCGUGGACUGGUGUGCAUCCGCAUGACAAGCGGGGCGCUGCUGCUGGUGCUUCUGAAGCUGCCGUUGCUGGUGCUGCUGCUGCUGGUGCUGUUGGUGCUGCUGGUGCUUCUGAUGCUGCCGGUGCUGCUGCUCAGGCACCAUUGCUGCGCUACAUUCGCUUACGAGCUCUGCGAAAUAGUUCAGGUACAGAUCGACUGGUACUGGCGUCAUGGGAGUUUUACGGGCAAGUAUGGUGGCGCAGCAGCGACGUGAGUGAACGUCUAAACCUCUGA